Molecule: messenger RNA, 2165 nt
Organism: Tyto alba (common barn owl)
Lineage: Eukaryota; Metazoa; Chordata; Aves; Strigiformes; Tytonidae
Gene: XPNPEP2
Product: X-prolyl aminopeptidase 2
Exons: 21
Coding region: 34-2061 (675 amino acids)
Molecular function (GO): metalloaminopeptidase activity
Source: RefSeq, a predicted model, not a curated record
CUCCCCAUCCCGCUGGGCACCCCCGGGGCAGCCAUGUACCCCCCGCCGUGGACCGCAGCCUGGCUGCUCCUGCUCCACGGCUGUGCCGCGGGCCGGCCACCGCGGGCCACCUCCGCCAAGACCGACAUCCGAGACUGCUCCGUGGACCCACCGUACCUGCCCCCCACGGCCACCAACACAACGGCGCGGCUCUCUGCUCUGCGGGGUGUCAUGCGAGCCCUCCGUGUCCAUGCCUACAUCGUGCCCUCCACGGAUGCUCACAUGAGCGAGUACAUCGCCGAGCGGGAUUCCCGGCUGGGCUGGCUCACCGGCUUCACCGGCUCCGCGGGCACCGGCGUGGUGACAUGGGACAAGGCUGCCCUGUGGACCGACAGCCGCUACUGGACCCAGGCAGAGCGGCAGCUGGACUGCAACUGGGAGCUGCAGAGGACAACCUGGAUCGAAUCCAUCGGGACGUGGAUCCUGGAGGCGGUUCCUGCGGGAGGGAACAUCAGCUUGGACCCCUUCCUCUUCUCCAUCGACACCUGGAACAGCUACAGCCAGGCCCUGCAGGGCUCUGGCCGGACCCUGCUCCCCAUCGAGGACAACCUCGUGGAUCAAGUGUGGGGUGACCAGAGACCCCCCCCAGCCUCCGGCGAGAUCUACACCCUCCCGGAGGCUUUCACGGGGAGCAGCUGGCAGGAGAAGGUGGCCGGGAUCCGGCUGCAGAUGGAGCGGCACGUUCGACGCCCCACGGCCGUGCUGCUGUCGGGGCUGGAGGAGACGGCCUGGCUCUUCAACCUCCGUGGAGACGACAUCCCCUACAACCCCGUCUUCUACUCCUACACCCUGCUGACCAACACCAACAUAAGCCUGUUCGUGGACGAGCGGCGGCUGUCGGCGGCGGCGCGGCAGUCGCUGCGGGGGGGCUGCCCGGGACCCCUCUGCGUGGAGCUGCAACCCUACGGGCAGACCCGCGCCCACCUGCGCCGCUACGCCGGGGGCAACGUCACCGUCUGGCUGGGCACCGAGUACACCACCUACGGCCUCUACGGCGUCGUCCCCCCGGAGAAGCUGCUGGAGGACAGCUACUCCCCCGUCAUGCUGGCCAAGGCGGUGAAAAACGCCAAGGAGCAGGAGCUGCUGCGAGCCGCUCACGUCCGGGACGCGGUGGCUGUCAUCCAGUACCUGCUGUGGCUGGAGAAGAUGGUCCCGCAGGGGCGGGUGGACGAGUUCUCGGGGGCGCAGCACAUCGACGCACUCCGCCGAGCCCAGGAGCACAGCCGCGGGCCCAGCUUCCAGACCAUCUCUGCCAGCGGGCUCAACGCGGCACUGGCCCAUUACAGCCCCUCCAACGGGAGCAGCCGGCAGCUGUCCGUGGAUGAGAUGUACCUCUCGGACACCGGAGGGCAAUAUCUGGAUGGGACGACAGACAUCACGCGGACAGUGCAUUGGGGUGUGCCGACCCCUCUCCAGAAGGAAGCCUACACCCGUGUGCUGAUGGGCAACAUCGACCUGUCCCGCCUCGUCUUCCCACCCAACACGGCAGGGAGAACGGUGGAGUCCUUCGCCCGCCGGGCGCUGUGGGACGUGGGACUCAACUACGGCCACGGGACCGGCCACGGCAUCGGCAACUUCCUCUCGGUCCACGAGUGGCCCGUGGGCUUCCAGUCCAACAACAUCCCGCUGACGGCCGGCAUGUUCACCUCCAUCGAGCCCGGGUACUACCAGGAUGGCGAAUUCGGGAUCCGCAUUGAGGACGUCGCUCUUGUGGUGAAGGCACAGACCAAGGAACCCUUCCUGACCUUCGAGGUGGUGUCCCUGGUGCCCUACGACCGCAACCUCAUAGACCUCAGCCUCCUCUCGCCCGAGCAGAUCCGCUACCUGAACACCUACUACGAGACCAUCCGGGCGCGCGUGGGGCCGGAGCUGCGGCGGCAGCGGCUGGAGGAGGCGUACGGCUGGCUGCAGCGGAACACCGAGCCCUUCCCGCUGCCCAGCUCCGCCGAUGCCACCACCACGGCCGGCACGCUGGCCCUCGCCUCCCUGCUCCCCGCGCUGCUCGCCGGCCCCCGGGCCUGACGCUGCGCCGGUCCCCUCCCUGCCGCCGCCGUUUCUUCUCCCCGACGCUCACUUCCCUAUUUUUUUUUUUUUCUGUUGUUGUUUUCUUUUGUUUUCUAUUUGCU